Scophthalmus maximus (turbot) is the source of this 2116-nucleotide messenger RNA. RefSeq names its product polyubiquitin-B. Gene Ontology annotation, biological process: modification-dependent protein catabolic process; protein ubiquitination. The coding region runs from base 166 to 1539 and encodes 457 amino acids. NCBI's taxonomy places the organism in Eukaryota, Metazoa, Chordata, Actinopteri, Pleuronectiformes, Scophthalmidae. The record is from RefSeq and is a predicted model, not a curated record. Gene Ontology annotation, molecular function: ubiquitin protein ligase binding; protein tag activity. Gene Ontology annotation, cellular component: nucleus; cytoplasm. The transcript is spliced from 2 exons.
GCGUUUGCAGAGGUGUCAUAUAGUUCUACCGGGCGGGGCGGCGGAGGGAUAUCGGGCUUGUGGUGUAUAAAUACCACUCCGCUUCCCCUUUGCUUCCAGAAAACUGUCUACGACAUUCAGAGAGAACAGAACCGGACACUGUUGGGAACAAUUUGCUUUGUCAAGAUGCAGAUCUUCGUGAAGACCCUGACUGGCAAGACCAUCACCCUGGAGGUAGAGCCCAGCGACAGCAUUGAGAAUGUGAAGGCCAAAAUCCAAGAUAAGGAAGGCAUCCCUCCAGACCAGCAGAGGCUGAUCUUCGCCGGCAAACAGCUGGAAGAUGGCCGCACCUUGUCUGACUACAACAUCCAGAAGGAGUCCACCCUCCAUCUUGUGCUCCGCCUGAGGGGAGGUAUGCAGAUAUUCGUGAAGACCCUGACUGGCAAGACCAUCACCCUGGAAGUUGAGCCCAGUGACACCAUUGAGAAUGUGAAGGCCAAAAUCCAAGAUAAGGAAGGCAUCCCUCCAGAUCAGCAGAGGCUGAUCUUCGCUGGUAAGCAGCUGGAAGACGGCAGAACCCUCUCCGACUACAACAUCCAGAAAGAGUCCACCCUCCAUCUUGUGCUCCGUCUUAGGGGAGGUAUGCAAAUCUUUGUGAAGACUCUGACUGGCAAGACCAUCACCCUGGAAGUGGAGCCAAGUGACACCAUUGACAAUGUGAAGGCCAAAAUCCAGGACAAAGAGGGCAUCCCUCCAGACCAGCAGCGUCUCAUUUUCGCCGGCAAGCAGCUGGAAGACGGCAGAACCCUCUCCGACUACAACAUCCAGAAGGAGUCCACCCUCCAUCUUGUGCUCCGCCUGAGGGGAGGUAUGCAAAUCUUCGUGAAGACCCUGACUGGCAAGACCAUCACCCUGGAGGUAGAGCCCAGUGACACCAUUGAGAACGUCAAAGCUAAGAUCCAAGAUAAGGAAGGCAUCCCUCCAGACCAGCAGAGGCUGAUCUUCGCCGGCAAGCAACUAGAAGAUGGCCGCACCCUGUCUGACUACAACAUCCAGAAGGAGUCCACCCUCCAUCUUGUGCUCCGUCUGAGGGGAGGAAUGCAGAUAUUCGUGAAGACCCUGACUGGCAAGACCAUCACCCUGGAAGUGGAGCCAAGUGACACCAUUGAGAAUGUGAAGGCCAAAAUCCAGGACAAAGAGGGCAUCCCUCCAGACCAGCAGCGUCUCAUUUUCGCCGGCAAACAGCUGGAAGAUGGCCGCACCCUCUCCGACUACAACAUCCAGAAAGAGUCCACCCUCCAUCUUGUGCUCCGUCUGCGGGGAGGUAUGCAGAUCUUCGUGAAGACCCUGACUGGCAAGACCAUCACCCUGGAGGUAGAGCCCAGCGACACCAUUGAGAAUGUCAAAGCUAAGAUCCAGGAUAAGGAAGGUAUCCCUCCAGACCAGCAGAGGCUGAUCUUCGCCGGCAAGCAACUGGAAGAUGGCCGCACCCUGUCUGACUACAACAUCCAGAAGGAGUCCACCCUCCACCUUGUGCUCCGUCUGAGGGGAGGGAACUAAGCAGCUUCUGGUCACGAAGAUGCUUCAGAAAACCGACCAAUUGUUCCGGUGUUGAAAUCCCAUCUCAUCCAGUUAUCAGUAAUAACCUUUUUAUAAGUUUAAAUAAAGGUUCAGCAUUCCUGAACUUUGCUUUUGUUGUUUUUCACUAGUUUGACAUAACAUUUUGCUCAUGUUCACUUGAGUUUGAAUUUACUAGAUGUAAAACUGGAGGCAUGUUUGAGAUUUAAAGUGGUCCGAAAUAGACAAUCACUGAAAGAUUACAUGAACAAGUGGGUAGUUUUUUUUGAAAGGAUCGUCUAUUGAAAUACUGCUGUUAGUGUUGAUCAUAAUUAAUAAUUAGCUUCUCACUGUCACCUGCUCUGUUUGUGAUGUAGUUCAGCAGAUUGAUUAUGAUUUACCUCUGGUUAUUGGUUGAUACAGGGGCUGCAACUAGAAGUUAAUCUGCACAUUAUUCUUUUGACUGUAAACUCUCAUGGACUUCAGUCUCGUGAAACCUAAUGUGACAUUUGCAAUUGUGUCUUGUGGAAUGCUAAGAUUCAACUCAAAAUGAUCAAUAAAUUCAGAAAUCUCAAAGUCA